AUGGGUUCUAAACAAUCGACAUGUUCAAAAAAAACAUUAAAAUAUAUUCGUUCGAAAAAUUUAAGUAAUGCUGCCAUUAUUUACACAUUAUAUGAGUAUAUGCACUCCGUUGAUGUAUUUGAUGCAUCAGGACGUUCACCAUUACAUUAUGCUGCCAUUGUGGGAAAUGAUGAAACACUCCAAACGUUAUUAAUGUGUAACCCUGAUGUAAAUCGAUUUAGUAAAGAUGGAACAACACCAAUACACGAGGCGAUUAUUCACAACCAUCCAGGUGCGCUCACUCUUCUUUUACAACGUGGUAGUAAUAUAAAGCUUCCAUAUCAAAAUCGUAUUCCAUCACUAUCAUUAGCUGUUUGUUUAAAUCAUACAACGAUUGUUGAAUUAUUAAUUCGUGUUGGCACCGAUCCAAAUGCUACUGAUACUGAAGGUCGUUCAUCUUUACAUUACGCUGCCUAUAAAGAUAAUAUAAAGAUGUUUCAUAUUUUACUUUCAUCUAUACAUCCACUAAAUAUCAAUAUGUGUGAUAACCAUGGUUAUUCUGUUCUCGAUUAUGCACGAGCUAAUUCACAAGAUAGUUCACAAUGUGUUGAUUUAUUAUUACAGUUAAGAGUCUAUGAUCCUGAUCGUGGAAUAAGUACUAUUGAUAAUAUACAAUUGGACAUGCCCAGUGUUAAAAUAUUUACAUCAUCAAUUGAACUGUGUUCAUUAGAUAAUAAACAAUUGAAAAAAAAAAAGAAUAAAUUGAAAGUAGUGUAG
This is a messenger RNA of Didymodactylos carnosus, 756 nucleotides long. The record is from the annotation of a GenBank genome assembly. NCBI's taxonomy places the organism in Eukaryota, Metazoa, Rotifera, Eurotatoria, Philodinida, Philodinidae.